CGGAGUGAACUGCUUCGGACAGCCUGCAAUUCAGUAAUUCAGUGAGUAACAAUCUCCAACUUGACCCCUCUCAAAUCAAGCUUGCAGGAUGGCUGCCAAGCUUCCAUGGAAUUCGAUUGGCAGAUGACUGCUAGUUCUUGGUUUAAUUUUGGAUUCUCAGGUGCAUGGCUUGCCUGAAGUCACCAGUCCACUGAAAGCCCCGCGCUGCAGCUCCCUUUGACCAAGUCAGUGAUUCCUACUGGACAUCGUUGAAGCCAGCCUCCUUUCGGCCAUGUUCCGUCAGCAAUUGGCCCACAAGACCGGUGAGUCCAAGGCGGCCUACAACGUGAAGACGGAGCAGCUGGUCAACAACUUUGUGCAAGCGGAGAUGCAGGAGUUCAUGCAGCAGUGCAAUCAAGCGGCCGAGAACCGGCGAAAUCAUUGCAAGUGGACCAUUAACGACCAUUUUUUUUGCAACCGGGAUGGAGGCCAAGAGCUGGUGCUGCAGAAGUUCAAGGAGCAGAUGGCUGAACUGGGAUUUCCCAAUGGAGUGGGCCAACCGUACUACCAUAAUAGUAAUUUCCAUGUUGACCUGACAGCCACCUGGGAGGCAGAAGAUACAGCAGCCUGCACUGUCGAGGAGGCCGCGCCCGGAGGUACUCGAAUCACCUGUCCCAUCUGCCACGAGCAUCGUCCUGGUGUGGCGUUGAUCCCUUGUGGCCAUGUGAUUUGCCGCGACUGCCACCGAUGCCAGCAGAUCCGUCAGUGCCCCAUGUGUCGUGAAGCCACAUUUUCGGCGACCCGAGGGCUGUUCAUGGACUGAGAUGCAAGUGGACGGAAGAAGAUGCCGUUGCAAGAUUUUGGACAUCGGUGUUUGUCAGCAUGUUGGGAUGGCAUUGGGGGAAUGGCCAUCAUUGGCAUCUGACAAAUUGCUCAAAGAGCAGAGGCCGAUGUGAGACUCUUCAUGGCCGGUGGAGGAUCUUGAAAGCUUGAUAGCUGUGACUUGGUGGCUUCUUGCACGAGACCUGCAAGGAGCUGCAUGAGUGUUUCAAUUACAUCCCUACAUCCGUCUGCCAGGUUCCACUGCAGAAAGAUAAAUUGAUUGCCAAUGCCAUUCUUUCCUUCUUUGUUUUGGCUGCCGUUGCUUUGGUGCAGGAGGAUCCUGGUUGCAAGUCAGAACGUCUCCCUCGGAGGAACUCUGACACAUCACUUCACAAAGGCCUGAUGCUGGAGUCCCUCUCCAGCUAUCUCACAGGCAUUCCCAACAUCAAUUCAUUGGUGCUCACAAGUGGCAUUGCAUCAACAUGCAAGAAGAAACCAUAGCAGAGAAGCCAAGUGAAAGUGUCCAUACCACAGUGUAUAGCUCGUUGAAAAAAACGUUGAAACAUUUUGAGGACAUUACAACUUGCCGUGCCACUCGGUUGGACCUUUGGA
Molecule: messenger RNA, 1413 nt
Organism: Durusdinium trenchii
Lineage: Eukaryota; Dinophyceae; Suessiales; Symbiodiniaceae
Source: the annotation of a GenBank genome assembly